GAUAGGCGUGAUCGGCGUGAUUUGGCGGUUUGUGUGGAAACUGUGGAAGGCUGCGGAACGUAUGGCUUGUGAUAUGUCUUUUGUCACGUAAUCAUAAAGAAUGAAGACAAUUGCUAUUUUUGGUGCUACAGGAGGUGUUGGUUUACACGCGACAGAAGUAGCUUUGAAGAGAGGUUUGCAGGUAAAAGCUUUGGUGAGGGAUCCCUCUAAGCUACCAGACCACCUUCGAAGCAGUAUCGAAGUUAUACAAGGAGAUGUAACAAAGGCUGAAGAUGUACAACAAACCAUUGAAGGACAGGAUGCUGUUAUAGUUACACUGGGUACCCGUAAUGAUUUAGGCCCUACCACAGUUUUAUCAGAGGGUAUGAAAAACAUUAUAACAGUCAUGAAAGAAAAUGGAAUAAAAUGUGUUUCAGUCUGUUUAUCAGCAUUCUUAUUUUAUGAGCCAGGGAAAGUGCCAGCAAGAUUCCAUUAUUUAAAUGCUGAACAUCAACGCAUGCUGGACUCUCUCAAGGCCAGUGGACUGAACUGGAUUGCUCUUCUGCCUCCACAUUUAACAGAUAAUCCAAGUGGGAAAUAUACAGUAAGUCAUGGUUCCUCGCCAGGACGGGCAAUUGCUAAAUGUGAUCUUGCUACUUUCAUGCUGGAGAGCCUUUCAGACCCAGAACAUUACAACCAGUUGUGUGGCAUUGCAACUGUUGCUUAACCACAGAAUGUUUGGUAAUUGUUUUUAGGAAAUGCUGUGGAGCAGAACAUUCAGAAAGUCGCUGGAACCAAGGAUGGAAAUGCUUCUUCCAGGUCUUCUCUUUUAGCAAAACUGAGUCACUUCAUAGACAGUGAAAUGGAGUCUCUUCUAUGGUUGUGGUGUGAAACAUAUUCACGUAUAGUGUAUGUGCAGCUUUAACAAAUGUAAUUGUUAUAUUUUACAGUAGUAGCAUGAUGAACCUUGUGAUGCAGGUUCUUAAAAUUUUAUGCAAUAAUUAAUAAUUCUGUGCCAUAUAUAAGAAUGGUUUGAUGACUUCAGAUGAGAAAGGGUUGCCUGUCAGUGUAUAUCUUGGUCCUCUUUCAUUAUCAGACUAGUACCCUAUUUUCAAACUGUGUUGAACAAUGUGUGACCAAGAAGGCUGGUCUGGAGGUGAUACUCUGGGCUUGUAUUGAGGAGGUGCUCAGUUUGAAUCUUGGCCAGGGCACUGGCUAUCCAGAAUUUGUUGUGGUUUUCCUAAGUCCCUCAUGGCAAUGAUAGGGUAGUAUCUGAAUUAGGCCAUAAGUGCAUCCUUCCAAAUCCUUUCCAAUUCAUCUGUCACCCUACCAUCUGAAGCUGUUUUCUACAUGUUGACAGCAUCAUUAAAUGACACAAAAAAACAAGGUGUUUCCAGGGUUCUGUGAUGACAUAUCAAUCAUCCACAGCAUGUAUAUUAUAGUUAUUAGUGUUCGUAUACUUUUGGUUCUCCAUUCUGUAUAAUUCCUCUGAAAACAAUGUUGCCUUCAUCAUGUAUA
Cryptotermes secundus is the source of this 1497-nucleotide messenger RNA. RefSeq names its product flavin reductase (NADPH). The coding region runs from base 101 to 706 and encodes 201 amino acids. The transcript has 6 exons. The record is from RefSeq and is a predicted model, not a curated record. NCBI's taxonomy places the organism in Eukaryota, Metazoa, Arthropoda, Insecta, Blattodea, Kalotermitidae.